CUCACUCAGCUCCGAAUCCAGCCACGAACCACCGAGAAUGUGCGCGAAAUGCUCCACUGCUGUUCUCUGUAACUCCACAGGGCAAAUUCUCCAUGUAUACAUGGCUUCGGGAACGUCGGAGUGACAUUGAAGAAGAGGAAGACGCAUUUCUGAACACCCAGAACCUCCCUCUCCAGCUCAUCUACAGUCAGCAUCCGUACACCGUGGACCUGUUACCACCGGACUGGUACCACUGACCAUUUCACCCUGUGUGGAUACUUCUCCAGACCGCGGAGGAUUUGCGCAAAAUUCGAACGGACCAAAUUAUGACUCAUUUUACUUUGCUUGGAUGAGUUUUACAUCUAUUGCUUUUGAUUUGUCUGUCAGUAUACGCGUAUUAUAUUUUUACAAAUUCUAAUUUGGCCAAAUAAGGUUAAAUAAUGACUUUUAAUGACACUUCGUUCAAAUUAAAUAACGUUCUGUCAGAUGCGUAAAAUGAAAACCAAAGCGCGUAAAUCGACAUCGGAUUAACUCUCGCCUCGCAUCCCGGCCACAUUCCCGUGAAAAUCUAUGGAAGUAGCCGAGCUUGCUUUGAACUUGCUUUAGGCUGGGUGCCGGGAGUGUUUUCUGCGGGACGUGGUGAGGAUGCAGUCGGGGAUGCGGGCGCUCUGUGCCGGCGGAGGCACGUCUCUCUGCUGCCUGCUUAUGCUGUGGAUGAUCUACACCCACAUCCUGAAAGAAGGUCAGUUGGCAGUAGGCACAUGUGAGAUAGUGAUGUUGAAUAGAGACAGCAGUCAACCCAAGCGCACUAUCGCCAGGCAGACGGCCCGCUGUGCCUGCCGGAGAGGACAGAUCGCUGGCACCACACGAGCCCGACCAGCAUGCGUGGACGCACGGAUAGUGAAAAGCAAGCAGUGGUGUGAGAUGUCUCCGUGUUCAGAGGGUGAGAUCUGCGGCCUGCUCUUCAACCGCUCCGGAUGGACCUGCACCAAAGGCGGAGGACGCAUUAAAACUGUCACGCCUCUGCCCAAGGAGCCGUCCUAAAGGACUUCAGAUUGCGGUGAGGAGGUUUGCUGACAUUCACAGGAGCGACGCCAAACAGGAAUCAUCCAUCAGCCCCCACACAUGUAGUGUCCAUCCCUUCAUCCCGGAGCUAAAGAUAUCCGCUGCCCUUCUCCCCAUCGUUCCCCAAACUGCAAGCGGAAGCCGUGUUUCGGUUCCACUCAAUCAAGCUUCUCGACGGUUUCACACAGGUCAUCGAGUCCCAGCAGUCCACCAUCAUCUCACAACAAGACGACGUGUGACAUUUCCAACAGAAACCUUGACACAAUUGAACUGUUUAAGUUUCCAUCUCCAAACGCAUUUGCUUUCGGACAGAGAAGACAGUUUGCGCACCGUUGUCUGAGUUUAAAACACGGUAAGGCUGUUCAUUAAUGACUCCAACUACAGCUUCAGAGAAAAUUCCAAGGAUGACCUUAAAAGAUACACCGGAGAUCAUCUGUAAAGGAAUAAGGUGUAAUUACGGAAGAGAAAAGCAGCAGAUGACUGACGUAUCCUGUAGAUUUGACCUCACACGGUUUUACCAUAUGGAUUGUGCGCCGCUGAGCUCGGAGAAUAGCAAUGCACUGAUGCCGUCAACUUUAAUCAUGGGUGAUUUAAAGAUUAGCAAACAAUGUGUGGAUGUCAUCUGUCCCUUCCUCUCUGGGGCGUCUCUCUCUCUUUCACUCUCUGCUUUAAAUGUCUGUCUCUAAAUCUCUAAUGGAUAGAUCAUUUCUAUCAAUACUUUAUUUUGACUGUAAAUUGACACUUGGAGUGUUGAGUUAGAUAGGAAAUAAAGGGUGUGUCCAUGUAAAUGUGUACAACGCUUUGAGAAGUCUCUCCAUGGGCCGCAUUGAAGUCAACGUGAAAUUAAUAUGCUGUGUGUUUCGUUUGUUAAGAAAAGACGUUGCGAUCAAUUUAUCAAUGAUUACGUUUACAUGGACACCAAUAAUACGAAUUUAAUACAAUUAAGACAAUACACUGAUUAAGAGUCUACCAUGUAAACAGCGCUUUUAGAUUAUCUUAAUCUGACUAAAGUCAUAACCGAACUAAACAGAAAUCGGAUUAAGACAUGUGGAGUCCGCCGACUUGAGUCGCAUUAUGAAAGUGCAGUGGUGUAACGGUUCACGGAUCAACAAUUCACGGUUGGAACACACGUGACCUGCGGAUUAAUAACUUUUUUGAACUUGUAGGUUAAUCCAGCAUUUACAACAGGUGCAGCGAGAUAGCCUUCCGCAUUAUUCAAAUCACAUGUAUGAACGCGUUUAGGCUUCCCUGUAAAAUAUAAUGAUGAUGGAAAAAGUUGUGGUGGGAUCUGCCUAAAUGCUUUCUUAGGUGAUUAAUUAAAGGUGUUUUCUGUCACUGUUUGUUUAGCCUUCAUUAAUGCAUUCAGUGUAAAGCUGCAUGAUUAAACAUUAAAAGAUCGUGAUCUCUAUUCAAACCCGCGCAACAUGAACGAUAAAUGAUAAUGAUUUGCAGAUGUUUAUUAAUCCUUCGAAGUGCUGCAUUCAAAUCUGUGUUUGAUCGAGAGAGAUUCAAUUUUCACACUUUUUCAGUUCGUUACAUACAAUUAAAUAACACAGAAGUACCGGGAGAACAGUUUAUAGUUCAGAUGUAAACACUGAUGUUUAUGGGAAAGAUGUUUAAUGAAACUUAACGCUGGUGAAUGUUGUUGCAAUUACAUUGUGUAACCAACAGGUGGCGACAAACAACCAUCAAAAUUAUGUCACUGUAUAGGUUUUCAGAAAAUAUACACCUAUAGUAUAAUGAAACAUGAAGUUUUAUGUGUGAAUUGGUGAAUCAUUGAUUGAAAAUAAAUACGAUAUGUUGUACAAGAUGUUAGAUUUCUAUAUUUAGCAUUAUCAGCAACAGUAGCAAAGAUCAUAUUUCGUAUUGAAUAUUUUCCUUUUUUCAGCUGGUUCUUUCUUGAUUUUUAUUUUUGUUAAAAUUGCAGCUUCUCAGUUUUGUUUGUUAAAACUAAUGGUUUUUGCAGUAAUUUUUUUUAUAAAUGGAAAGCAAAUGACAUUUGUCUCCUCCCUUUUUUGCUGAUCUGAAAAAUGGACCGAUCAGUGACUCAAAAACCGCAGUGUGAUCCGAACCGUGAGAUUUGUGAUCCGUUACGCCACUAAUUACAACAUAAUCAAACUAUUACCGUCAUGUAGGAUUUUCACCGCAUUUUGUGCCAGGAUAGUCACACAGCUCUUUGACACGAUUCUCUGCAUCUACAGAGUCAGUAAAGACCACAAACGCCUGCAUCGUGAAAUGCGAAGGAUUUUUUUUUCCCCAUACGGUGUGCGGUAUCAAAUUCCAUUAAAACAACACUCCUCCAGCAGUUCAUACUCUCAUCCAAUAUCUCGAUUGUCACGGGCGCAUGAAUGAAAUGUUCCUGAAUGAAAGUGAAAGUGCCAGACUGCAGUUAAAGUCGACAAAUUAAGAAUGAAACAUCUGAAAUUACAAACUCUGGAGGGAACGUGGAUAACAACAUUAAUUAAAUUGUGCUACAGUAUAACAUGUAAAAUGAGAUUAUGAAAGGAACAUUCAGAAAGCAACUCAUGUGAACACCUUGAUCAUAUUAUUGUCUUAUUCAGAUUAAGGCAAAUAAUUCGAUUACUGAUGUCCAUGUAAACGUAGUCAUUGAGUGCGUUUACAUGGUCACCAAUAAUACGAAUUUAAUACGGUGAAGACAAUACUCUGAUUGGGAGUCUACCAUGUAAACAGCGAUUUUUGAUUACCGUAAUCUGAUGAAGUUCAUAAUCAAACUAAACAGAAAUCGGAUUAAGACAUGUGGAGUCUGCCGAUUUUAGUCGCAUUAUGAAAGUGCAGUAUUACAACAUAAUCAAACUAUUACCGUCAUGUAGGGCAUUUUGCGACAGGAUAGUCUAUACACACACAGCUUUUGACACUAUUCGCUACACCUACCGAGUCAGUGAAGGACCACGGACACAAGCAACGUUUCCAUCCACCUAUUUUUAUGCACAUUUUGAAUAUGCGCAUUAAAAACAGUUGAUGGAAACGCCAAGAUUCGCAUCAAUUUUGAAAACGGCCAUAAAAAGCCUAUGCAUAUAUAUAUGCACAUAAACUGUGAUGGAAACACUUAUACCAAACACAUUCCAGUAUGCGCAUUAAAAAAGGUCAUGUGAUUUUGUAAUAAGCGAUCAUGUGAUGAUAAAAAUGUGUGUGAAUGGACAAACUAGCCGGCUGAGCACAUUGUAAAACAUCUGAACUGUUGUUUUGGUCAUUCUAAAACGCCUUAACCGUUUCAGUAUUAGUGUUAUUAUAUUAUUAAUGACCUCCAGAAUUAAGAGCAUCAUCUCGUUGGAUGGAAACGCUGCUUUAUUCACAGGGUUUUAUGUGAUAAUCCAGUUUUGUGCAUAACGUUAAUUUGCAUUUUUUGGAUGCAAACAUAGCUACAUACAUCGCAAAAGUGAAGGUUUUUUUCCCAUACGGCGUACGGUAUCAAAUUCCAUUAAAACAACACUCCAGCAGUUCAUACUCUCAUCUAAUAUCUCGUUUGUCACAGGGGGCAUGCAUGAAAUGUUCCUGAAUGAAAGUGAAAGUGCCAAACUGCAGUAAAAGUCGACAAAUUAAAAAUGAAACAUCCGAAAUUACAUGAAAUUCCAGAGGAAACGUGGAUAGCAUCGUGACACAAUGACGUUAAUCGAAUUAUGUGCUUUAACAUUCAAAAGGAAACUCAUGAUAUUAAACACCUUAAUGAUAUUAUUGUCUUAUUCAGAUUAAGGCAAAUAAUUUGAUUACUGAUGUCCAUGUAAACGUAGUCAUUGAUCAUGAGUAGGGCCACACAGAAUCUGCGGACAUUUUUUGCUCUUUCUGCACAGAAUUUUGUAAAAAUAAAUAAAUAAAUCUGAAGAUUUAUGCAGAAUGAUUUUGGGAGUAUCUUAACUAAAAACGUAAUGUAUGACAUAAAAAAUAAUGGUCCCACUUUAUUUUGAUGGUCCAUUUGUUGAAUUUAAGUUACAUUGCAUCUACAUGGCAACUAAUUCUCAUUAGAUUAUAAGUCGACUGUUAAAUUGGGGUUAUGGUUAGUGUAAAAUGACAUGUACUUCAAGUUUCUCAUAGUCAGUUAAAUGUCUGUUGAAGGAGCAGUAUCAACAGAUAUUAAGCAGGCAGUCUAUUAGUAGUCAAAUGGACCAUCAAAAUAAAGUGUUACCAAAAUAAUACCUUUUAACUUUAUUUAAUUGUUAGAAUGCAAAUCCAAAUAAAUUUACACAAGUAAACAAAUAGACUUGAUGGGCUGGAAAUCUGUGGAUUUCUGUGCAUGUAGAUUCCGUGUGGGCCUAAUCAUGAGUUACUGAUCACAAUAAUUGAAGCCUGUGAGAAGCCAGUGAUCAAAAAUACUGUAAUAUUGUGAAAUAUUCCCAAUUUACUCAAGCUACUGUCCAACCCAGGCUCAUUCUGAAAACGUAGCCCUUCUUACAUUUCUGGAGAUCGCUAAAUAUGUUCCAGGAGUUACGUUUCUUUGCAGUUUUUGCUUUUCCCGAAUCCACCAGAGGCCACUGUGUACGCUUUAUCAGAUCUCAAAUUUCUCUCGCGAGUGCCAUACGUGCCUGCUGUUCACACGUAAAUCCACCAGAGGCUACUGUCAUCUGACUGACUGAAUGAAUGACUGACUGAUCAACUGACCCUCCUCCUUCCCUAAACCCAACCAAUAGUGUUUUCAGAAGCACCGAUUGACACGCACACCCACUUCUCUAAACCCAACCGACAGUUUUAAAAAGCAAUCCAGAAAAAGAAAAGCCCUCAUUUUUACCACGUUUUCAGACUUUACCACAUUCUCACCCUGUUAUUUACUUGAUUAUUUAAUUUGGCUUCUGUUUUUUCUUACCCGCUUUCUGGAAUCAUUCUGCUCUGUACUCGAAGCACAUCGUUGUGGUCAACUCCUCUGCAUCUCAAGUGCGCCAACAUACAAGGCGAGCCACUGGACAAGCUAGUAACAUCCGGAAGUCUGUGAAUACGAAGGAAAGCAGUCAGCUGCUAGCACGAAAAGGAACAGCUUCAUACCACCUCGUAGCAUUCGUUUUAAAAGUAAAAUACAGCCAUACGUACUUCUGGCUACAUAAUUCAUAAUCUCCAGAAAUGUAUAUAGGGCUACGUUUUCAGAAUGAACCUUGCUUCUGUUACUUGAUCCUUCAGAAAUCUUAAUUUGAUCAAGUGCAAUCUUCAUCUCCAUAGGGAAACACUAUUUGAUUUGGUUGGUUGAUUGAUUGAAUAUGUUUUCAAAUUAUUUGUAUAUCAGUAGUGUUUAUUAGUGGAAUUUGUGCUGAAAAAACACAAUGCAAUCUUUAUUAAUUUGUAUAUGACCUCAUUUGUACAUUUUAGUAUGAUUUGCUCAUCCCCCAAUGAGGGGUGUGGUUUGGGGGCACGCCUCCUUUUAAAAAUCAUACAUUUAAAUUAAAUUGCCAAUUACUAAUUAGUCACUUACAAUUCGUAAAAUAGUAACAUUUCCUCAUGAGAUUGGGCUGGAAAUACUACAUUACCCAAAAUGCUGCACAGAAAAUUCCACCAAUCAGAGAGCUGCAGUGAGCAAAGCACACAAAAAGAGAUCUUUAGCUCCGCCUGCUCCCAUGAAACAACUAAACAAAUAAAGUCUGUCUCAUUUGCUCUCAAAGUACCUGUAUAAUAAUUCUAUAUACUAUACAUAUUUUGCAAUAAACCUGAAGUAUAUUGUUUCUAUAGAUACAGGCAACAACUUUAAAUGAGUAGUUUUAUUUUUUAAUUUAACUGUCAGUGACCUCCGCAAUGCUUCAUGGGAUUGUAGUUCUCAUUAAAGCCGUUUAGUACACAGUCUUA
This is a messenger RNA of Danio aesculapii, 6825 nucleotides long. RefSeq names its product TAFA chemokine like family member 5, like (gene tafa5l). The record is from RefSeq and is a predicted model, not a curated record. Bases 625 to 1023 code for a protein of 132 amino acids. The transcript is spliced from 5 exons. Lineage: Eukaryota; Metazoa; Chordata; Actinopteri; Cypriniformes; Danionidae.